This is a messenger RNA of Epinephelus lanceolatus (giant grouper), 587 nucleotides long. It is a transcript of the gene pclaf, whose product is annotated as PCNA clamp associated factor. The record is from RefSeq and is a predicted model, not a curated record. Gene Ontology annotation, molecular function: chromatin binding. Lineage: Eukaryota; Metazoa; Chordata; Actinopteri; Perciformes; Serranidae. Gene Ontology annotation, cellular component: nucleus. Gene Ontology annotation, biological process: regulation of cell cycle; translesion synthesis.
CCCAUCCGCUGUUCUUUUUAAACCAAGGCGGGACUGUUCACCGUGUUCACUCAGUCAGUGUAGCUGGUGUUGAGACAUCAUCUGACUUAACAGGUCGCUACCAACAUGGUGAGGACUAAAGCCGACAGCGUUCCCGCAACAUACAGAAAAGCUGUUGCAGCGGCUGCACCCCGGAAGUCUCUGGGCUCCAGCACAGCCAAUUCCUCCGCCUCCUGCAGCCAGUCAGCCACACCUGCAAAGAAUAAAUAUGCAGGUGGUAACCCUGUGUGUCCGCGUCCCACGCCGACCUGGCAGAAGGGCAUCGGGGACUUCUUCGGUGGCCCCCCGAGGAAGAUUGAGAAAGAGAACCAGAUGCCUCAGGAGGUAGAGGAUGGUGAAGAGGCCGGAGGCAGCGGCGUGUCAAAGGCCAGCAGGAAGUCCCGACCGCUGCCUGCUGAGGACGAGGAGGACGAUGAAUGAAGAUGAUGAAUUAAUAUUUCUGACUGUCAGUUCAAUUUCUCCUUCAUGGGAUCCUAAUGUACAUCUGUAUAUAAUUAUUGCUGAAUUCAAUUUGUAUAGUUCAUUAAACUUUUUUUUAAUGUUUUUAA